Tetrapisispora phaffii CBS 4417 is the source of this 1443-nucleotide messenger RNA. It is a transcript of the gene ORC5, whose product is annotated as origin recognition complex subunit 5. Gene Ontology annotation, molecular function: DNA replication origin binding. Gene Ontology annotation, cellular component: nuclear origin of replication recognition complex; nucleus. Gene Ontology annotation, biological process: DNA replication; DNA replication initiation. The transcript has a single exon. The record is from RefSeq and is a predicted model, not a curated record. The coding region runs from base 1 to 1443 and encodes 480 amino acids. NCBI's taxonomy places the organism in Eukaryota, Fungi, Ascomycota, Saccharomycetes, Saccharomycetales, Saccharomycetaceae.
AUGUCUGAAACUGAAGAAUGGUCAUCAGGUGUUUUUCACCGUGAUUACCAAAUAAGUGCAUUGUCUUCUUUUAUCCAGAAUGAUCCAGAUUUGACACCACCAAAUUUAAUAAUACAAGGUGCUAGUAGCACUGGGAAGACUUUUGUUUUGGAGAAGUUCUUUAAUCGUUUUGAAUAUAUUAACGGUUGGUUAAGACCCAUUGAAUUGGUUUCAUGGAAGCCACUUUUACAGGCGGUUGCCAGAACAAUACAACAGAAAUUGCGAAUUUUGCUUCCUAAAGCUGAUAUUGAGGAGUUCGACUACCUAGAGGUUGAGGGUCCGCAUCAAUUACAAAAAUUUUUAGAAAAAAUAUUUAUGGAAUAUUCUAAACAUACUGAUAAAGUGAAUAACAUAUUUCUGAUUAUCGAUGGUUUGGAUAGUCUUCAAGACUUAGACGCAUCUAUUUUCUUGAAGAUGCUUGCUCUACAUGAACUACUUCCUCCACAAUCAAAAUUUUAUCUGAAAAUAAUAUACACUGUAAAAGAAUCAAGUUUUUUGGAGAGAUACGCUACUAAUUUAAUUCCUACAAUAAUAUUUUCAAGGUAUACUUUAAAGCAAGUUUCUGAUAUUCUAGAAAAGAUUAAGAUAAAAGAGUUGGUUAACUCAGAUUGUUAUUUAAAUGUUUUAAAGGGGAACGCAAUUACAAAUAUCUCCGAAUCACAAUCCAAUAAUUUGGCGUUAAAUUUUAUUAGACUAAUUAUUCAAGCAUUUCAACCUUAUACAGGUAAUGACAUAAGCGUUCUGAGCGAAAUGAUGGAUUCCAAGUGGGAAGAGUAUGUGUCAUACAUUACUAAAGAAAAUAUUUUUUCGCCUAUUAAUCUAUACAGAAGCAGCAUUAAAAUAUUUCUACACACAAACGAAUCCUUGACAGAUGAGUUAGAGGAAGAAAAAAAAGAUGAAUUCACAAGUACUAUCGCUACUAGUUAUGAAUUAUCAACCAUUUCAAAAUAUCUAUUAAUUUCAGCAUAUUUUGGGUCUUAUUUACAUUUUAGAUAUGAUGGAAGUAAUUUCUCUAGGAAGUCACAUUUGAGAACCGGUAGAAAUGCAUAUGGUAGAAGGAAAAAAAUGGAUGUAAACCCACGUUAUUUGAAUCCAAGUUUAUUUACUUUAGAACGUUUGCUUGCAAUAUUUCAAUCUAUUUACCCAACUGAAAACAAUUCAAUAGAAAAUGGUACAUUAGAGACUCUACGCUGGCGAAGACCAACUAGUGCAAACAUAGAAGUGUUUCAGAAUUUAGCAGAAUUGCACACUUUGAAACUGAUUUCAACUACUUCAAAUAAAAAUAUUGACUUUCUGGCACACAAAUUGAAAUGGAAAGUAAAUGUUACUUGGGAAACUAUCAAAGAUAUUUCUGACUCAGUGGGUUUUGAGAUUGGUGAAUAUUUUAGUAAUAUCCAUGAUUGA